GGGCUGUGAGGGUGUCAGUUACCGAACAAACAAUCAAGGUGAUGGGCGAAGGGUGAGCAUACAGCCCGUCCCUAAUGUUGUGGGGAUCGCAGAAAAACCAAAAACACGAUGUUGUAACGGAUGGACAACCUUCAAGAUGAUUUGCAUUUACGCGUAUGAAGAAAUCCUACGCUUCUUUUCCUGCGGGAGUACAAGGGACUACGCCAGAAAGUCCUACAACGUGUUCAAUCCAAACAACCGAUUCCGCCGAAUUUGUACUUUACUGAAGGGAAGUACGACACUGAAGUACUUACUCAUCACCUAUGCGUGUACGAAUGAGCUGGUGCACCUUGAAGCAAUGGCUUCGCGCAUCCCCUUACGUUUUGCAGAAUUACUCGAUAUCAUCUUAGUUAUUCUCCUACUGCUCGAAUUCGUCUAUGAAACUGUCGCCAUCGGCCUUUGGAAGGGACGAAAGUGUUACUUCCGGCAACCUUGUUGUCUAUUCAACUUCGCGAUCCUCGCAGUAGCAAUAAGCGAAGUCAUCGUCACGUAUCUUGCCCGCUGCCAUCCACCAGAUUACAUACCUCAAGUCUCGUGGUAUACAUCCGAAGUAGCGCUCUUCUUUGAGUUGGUCCGCAAGCUACGCGUUCUACGACUCUUUGAAACAAAAACGUGCAAACUCGCAUUCACCAUCUUCAGAAAAUGCGUAGCGAAUCUACUGGCCUUGGCCGGCCUCGUCUUCAUCUUUGUCUUCUUCUACCUCAUUGUCUACUUCCACACGUACGGCUACACUCAGUUCAACGUAUGCCAUACGCAAGUAACUGAAAAGACACAGAUCUCCCAGGCGGCGUCCCCGUCAGUGACGUUCUCACAUGAUACGGCAGACGCUUCGUUAAUGUGUAACGCGGAGAGUGGAUACUGGGAAUAUGACCUCAGCCAAGAGUACCUGUGUCGGCCAGAUCUGCCAUGCCGCGACGGGACGGAGUGCCGAAAUAUCUUCACUCUCCCUAGAGAGUCGACGCUUUGUUCAUCUUCGCAAAUAUUCAAACUUCAGCAGAAAGGGUGGUCUUCAAUGUACGACACACCUCUGGGCGACUGGGGAAUGACAGGGUUCCACAAUGCGUUUUCCGCCCUCAUAAGCUUCCUUCAGUGUGUGACGCUCGAAGGCUGGUCAGAAGUGAUGUACCGUUUGGCCGACGGCGAUGGUACAUUCCGCGGCGUGCUGAUUUACAUCCUUCACCAUUCUGUGGUGAUCCUCGGGAAUCUGCUUUUAAUGAACCUCGUAGUCGCCGUCAUGUGGGAAAGUACCCUGCUCCAAACGAACAAGUCACGGGCAGUCGAUGCGAAGAAAGAGGAUCUACAGAUGUUUGAGAUUUUGGGGUUGGAAUGGAUCCGUUUUCUGUUGCAAAAGGCAGAAGACAAUGAAGUCCUUCGAAGCGAAGCAAAAAUCAUGGAAUUUCUCCUUGUCCAUCGCCAUGGCGUGCCGAGACAAAGUGAAGAGGUCGCCACUGGGGAGACAGACCUGAGGGACGAGGAUGACUGUUCCUCGAAACUCGGGCGGUGCUGGAUCUCGGUGUGGCAGACAGUCUAUACAAUCGUUGCGCGCAAGCAAUACGCGACAUUAGUGUUCCUCAUAUCUGCAGCAGAUGCACUUUUUAUAAUUAUUGCCGACGCUGUAGAGCUGAUGGACACUUAUAGAUCCGUAAACUGUUUCUUCGUCAUGUGCUAUACGGUCGAUGCCAUUCUCCAGCUUGUCGCCUUCGGCUGCCGGGAGUUUGUCCGAGACGGGUUCAAGAUAUUCGAUCUCGUUCUUGCCGUUGUCGGUGUCAUCGAGGUGCUGUUCAGUCUCGUCGUGUGCGGCGGCUUUGCCACUUGCUACGAUGCCGACGCGGACAACGCCAGGGACGUCGUGAAGACGGUUGACCUCGUUCUGAAUGUCCUGCAUAGUUUCCGCUUAUUUAAACUAGUGAGGAACUUCACUUCCCUGCGGCUUCUGCUAGAAGUUAUUGCCGACUUACUUCGUAGCGUUGUCUUCUUCUACGCGUUGUUGUUGUUCCACGUCUAUGUCUUCGCGACCGUUGGCUUUGCCCUCUUUUUCGACCCAAAGUACGGCGCAGACGUGUGGUCGAUUGAGGUAACGAAGUACAGCAAUUUCAAAACCAUCUGGCAAGCCCUUCUGCUAGUUUUCGGUCUGCUCACCGGGGAAAGCUGGAAUGUAGCGAUGCGCGAGUUCUAUAGUGUCUACAUUGCGGAUGCUCAAGCCAUUCCUGGAAGCGCUCUUUCGUCAAAUGUGAUUUUCGAGAGUAGUGCGAACAUCUACAUAAUCUGUAUGUAUAUUUUUGUCGCAGUGCUGUUCCUCUGUUGCUUUAUCUACAACGUUUUCGGUGCUGUGCUCAUCGGUCAGUAUGUCACAGCGCGCAAAAUGGUCUUCAAUUCACACAUCUUCCAGUUCAUCAAACUUUGCCGGGAACUGGGGAUCGAGAUGCCGACUCGCGCAGCGUUAGACAGAGAGAACUUGCAAAGGAUGUAUUCUUUGGCGUCACCUAGAAUGGUGGGUCAAAAGAAAGCGCGGAGAGCUUUAAGUGAAUUUCUUCGACCUCGAUCUUGGUCGAACCAGGAGCGGCUCGGCUUCUCCAAAGCAUCUACUGGUGCCGCCUGGAUGAUACACCGGCUUACACGAUCAAUCUCUAGAGCUUCAACGUUACGACGUCGUAGUCAAAGGCUCUCCUCUGAAGGCAGGAGAACCACCAAAAGGAAAGCGGGCAAGGCCAGACAAGGCCAAAGGAUUCCAGACACCCAGCGCCAGCAGCGAGCUUAUCGAGUGUUGGCUGAUGUCUUUCCGUGGCGGCAGAAAAAGGGACGUAGUAAACAAGGUGGACCAUACUCAGCAAUUGAAGGGAAAAACGUUGCAGGACAGGGAAUCAGACUUGGUGCUACUGGCGAUUGCCGCGGCAAGGAACGCCGUGUCGCAAGACCUUCGGCUUCUCUUUCUUCCUCAAGCAUCAGCGAGCGACAGUGCAGCACGAGGGCUGACAACUUCGGGGGGCUCUGGGCUGUUGGCCACGACGUGAGACCAGGUGAUGGCGCAGGCAUUUUUUACCGCGCGGACACGCCGUCCGGCCUUCCUGCCACUGAACACAGGGCCGCCAGCGAGGAGACUGACUUAGGCGGCUCCCUGUCUUUUUGUGAGUCCGUUUGCUACCUGUUCAGCCUCUCCUUGAUAUAUUUCUGUGACACAAUCAUUCGACUUGUCUCUUGUCCCUUCAAGCGGCUGAAUGCGCGCAUCGUUUCGUACGACAUACAACGCCCCGACGCAAUCGUUGAUUUCAUCCGGUUCAUUCUCGUUGACGAGGGGCUCGUUGACGCCAGCAAAAAGACGGUAGUGCGUGCUUCAGGUUCACGCCGCAGAGGCAAGCCAGGGUCUAUGGGCGACAGCAGUAGCGCGUCGGAGAUUCCAGAUGUGGGUCUGGAGUUUUUUCAAGGCGGACGUGUCAGCACGUUCCUCAGGCAGGUGAUGAAUGGGACAGCCUACCGCUGGAUCGUGGCGGGACUCGACAUCGCGUCCCUUGCCUGUCUCGUUGUCGAGUGCAUGCUGACCGACAACUACGAGACACGGAAGGUCUUUGGCGUGCUCGAAUGGGUUUUUGCGUGCGUGUUUCUCCUUGAGGCUCUCCUGAGAAUUUCCGCUUACGGCUGCUGUCGAGGAAGAUGUGUUGCUUUGGAUUCAGUGGCCACGCGCACUGCCUUCGCUGUGUCACUUUUGUCUUGCAUUUUACUCAUCGUCAAUCAGGUUUUCUUUGUUAUUGAGGGUCCAGACUCUGCGAUUACCUUUGUCUGGCAACUCCCAUUGUUCCGAGUGGUCAAGGUGUUGAGGUCUCUUCGAUCGUUUCUUUUAUUCUCGCUUGUAGAAAUGUGGGGAGUGCGUCUCGUAGUUCGUUCCUUAGUCGCUUGCAGAAGGAGCCUACUCAUACUCUCUGCUUUCCUGACUCUCGUCUAUAUAAUCUUCGCGCUAAUAUUCUCUCGAAUCAUACGCGUCGACUACGUACCUCCUGAGGAUCCGAAUGAAGUCGCAUACACCUUUCGGACUUUCAAGGAUGGGUGGUUAGGCGUCUUCGUCCUGGCAACAAACGAAGGCUGGCCUUUGCUACUGGCCAAGGUACUCGACCGUUCCCCAACGCAACGAGUGACGCUUACUGUCCUUUUCUUUAUAUUCAUUUCCACUGUCUCCAUUUUCGCGGUGAAGAUGUGUGUGGGCAUUAUCGUUGACGCUUCCCGUCGGAAGAAGGCCCGAAUGGAAAUGGAAGGUAGUCUGCUAAGCGCUACCGUUCAUAAGUGGAUCGAAAUUCAGGAGCUUCUCUUCAAUGCCCCGCUUCAGCAUGGUGAUACAAUGCCCGAUUUUACUAAUGCAGACAGUAAAAAAGUCGCUUUCGUCCGGAAGAAGCUUGCAGCUAUUGUGACUAGCGAGUGGUUCAGAAUUGUGGUCGCACUUCACACGUGCAUUUGCUGUCUUCUACUUUUCUUGUACGGUCCCUGGUAUGAUCUGACUCUUGGGCCGUACCACCAGAACAGGCGAGUGUAUCUCCACAUCGCCUUGGUCGGUAUGUCACUCUUUUUUUUCUUCGAGAUUGGUGUAAAGAUCUUUGUACGCGGCCAACUCUUCUUUCGUGACACUUUAGACAUCAUGGAUGCCAUCGUCUGCUGCUUGCUCAUUGGAAUAUUUGUCGUCGACGUUGUGUGGUGGACUUUGUGGCGCCUGCCUCUGGAGUCAUUGACUUUUUGGCUUCUGAGUUUCCGUCUUUUCCGGGUGGCUCGCUUUCUCUACCGUCAGAUGCCGUUCUUCCAAACGCUGUUUACGACUAUCUGCCGCGUGAUGAAGAGUUUUCUGAACGUCUUAACCCUGCUCUGUCUUUCUAUUUUUUUCUUCGCGAUGUGGGGGGUCGUGCUUUUCAAUGAUGCCCCGGUCGAGAAGUACUUUAACCGGCAUGUCAACUUCAAAGCGUUAACAAGAGCUAUGAUGGCCCUGGUAGGCAGCUGUACGGGCGAGGACUGGCACAUGAUUCUUCAACAACUGCGGAUGUACUACACCACCACGGGCCAAAACUUUCUUGCCUACUUGGUCAUUUUCUUCUUCAUCUGCUUCAUUAUCCUUGUCUUCUUUAUACUCAUGGAUCUCUUCACCGCUGCCGUUCUGGAUGAGUACAUGGACACGGUGAAAGACGAGAAUCUGUGGAAGAUCUCGCACCAGCACCGCAUCUUAAUCGAGAGGUGGAAUCCAAAGAACGAGCCUGGUAACAACUACAAAAGUCUUGACGACAUGGUUGAGUUGUUGAGUACAAUUGACCACCCCAUUGGAAUCAAGCACCGCUAUCAUCCUGGAGAAAAAAGGAAAACGAUUCUCGCGUACAUUGCGAAAUAUGGACUCCCGAUACAUGAGGGCUCCCGUGUUCAUCUACGUGAUGCCGUGCUCAACAGUGCAAAAAGAGCGUGCGAGUUCCACGCCAUGAGCCACGGGGUGAUGGAUAUGCAGGAUGGCCAGGUGGAGCUGAACCCACACCUUAUUACCAGCUGGAUAGGAAAAUUCCCGGAAGUUGCCCAUACUACCGCUGAAUAUGAUCUUCGGCACUACCUGGCCGCGGAAACAAUCCAGAAUUGGUUCCGUAAACGCCAUAUGGUCAUCAACGGAGAGCUCGCGAACCCAGAGUGGUGUGCGGCUCGGGUUGUAUCUUUCCUUGUUGAGGCUCAGACAGCCCGGCUUCACCGCCCAAGCGGACGAAACGUACUCCGAGGCAGUCUGCUUGACCAUCGCCAGAGUACUUCUGGAAAGCGCCGCAGUCAACCGGGUUCGCAAACAGACUCUACAACGGGAAGCUCAAGGUUAGUGACGAUAUCGUCUGGCGAAAGCUAUGAAACUUUGUGUGCGUCUGAAGAGCCAACCCCGAUGACUGGGGGGAUUAAUCAAGCUAGAAUGAGUUUGACUGAACCAACAUCAGCUCGAGGAAGCGCUUCUGGCUCGAGCUCGAAUAGUCGUCGAGGAAGCUUGCGGCCAGGAAACGACCUUGACUUGGCACCUCGCGUCCUCUUUGAAUCCUGCUUGCUUGUGCCUGAGGGAGAGAGCACAAAGCAACCAAGCUCUAAGGAACGCCUCAGCGUGAGCUCCAUGAGGGCAGGUGACGGCUUGCUUUCCGCUACUCCGGGUGAGAACAUUCUUGAAAGACGCCUUGGUCCAAGCAGACCUGCUCGUCUUGCCGACGGAGAAGGCGAAGUACGCGAGCGCAGCAACCGACCAAAAAUUCGUCGAAGCUUCAUCCGUGACGGACAGAAGCGCAGUACCGCAGAGUUGAGAGUCUCGGGAGACACCCAGAGACGAAAUAGUUUUCACGAAUGCGAAAUUGGCAUCCAGACACACAACGAAACGACAGAUCAGCAUUGUUUAAUUGAGAGAGGCACACACUUGGAUCAUGGGAGGCAAGGUGUGGCGUCAAACUGUGCUGUCACCGUGACCACACCCCCAUCGCAGAUGCAAGCAAGCGAGGGGGAAGACGCCCCCCGAAGAUCGUUGCGACACCAUCACACGCGUACUACCUCAGAGGCUUACACGCACGGCAAUAGUAGAGACCCGCAAACUGGAGAGGCAUCACCUUUCACAAAUAUGGCGGACACGUACAAGAGAUAUACAAGGACAGCUGUAACCCAGCGAAGAUUACCCUCACCUCUAACUGCGGUUUCUGAUGAGGUGUUCCGCGAAUCACCAGGCAGCAAGCACGAACACAAAAAGACGCCGCAGCGUCACACACACUGUAAUCGGGGUGCCGAGGAGGGGCUGGAAAGUAGUCUGCCAAAUUUUAUCUCUGAUGGUGAAUCUAGUGACGAGAAAGAGAAAGUUACACGCUGGUUCGCUUGAGGUCUGACUUUCUCACGACUCUUUUUUCGGGAAAGUCUAGCGAAAGAAACAUUUUGCCGAUAACCACUGUUGGUCGGUUAUACACUUGUGGGCACCCUGAUGACGAUGACUUCUCGCCUGGCCUCUUCAAAUCUGCCUUCAUAACUUGUGAUGACGCAAUAUACGAUUGACUUGUUGCCAGUUGGUGACGCAUGCACUCCGCCACAGAGCGACGGGGGAAACAUAGGCCUGAGAAGACUCCGCAGACACUCAUUGAAAUUACUAAGCUUGCCGGGGACUUAGUUCAAGAGGGUGCCUUUGAGUCGUGAAAGAAACGCUUCGGUGACCGGAUGAGGAAACAACACAG
Molecule: messenger RNA, 7226 nt
Organism: Toxoplasma gondii ME49
Lineage: Eukaryota; Apicomplexa; Conoidasida; Eucoccidiorida; Sarcocystidae
Product: transporter, cation channel family protein
Exons: 2
Coding region: 137-6880 (2247 amino acids)
Biological process (GO): monoatomic ion transport; transmembrane transport
Cellular component (GO): voltage-gated sodium channel complex; plasma membrane
Molecular function (GO): voltage-gated sodium channel activity
Source: RefSeq, a predicted model, not a curated record